GCGCUGGGCUUUACUUGUCCAGAGCAGACUCAACAUUUCUCCACUGUUUCAGGGAUUUAAGGUUAAUCCAUGGGGCGCAUUCCAGGUGGUUCCCUUCUGCUUCUGGUGGUGAGUGCGUCUUUCCUGACAAAUGUCCAGGGAGGAAAGAUCCUGGUGUUCCCAGUGGAUGGCAGCCACUGGGUCAACAUGAACCUGCUGAUCCAGAGCCUCCACGCCAGGGGCCACGAGGUUACUGUGGUCCGAACCGCCACAAGCUGGUACAUCAAAGAAAAUGCACCACACUACCGCUCCAUCACCGUCACCUUACCGGAAGCCAUCAGCAUAGAGGAGCAGGACUUCUUCGUGACCUUUCUGGUCAAGAUGCUAGAAAUCCAAAAACAGGGGUCAUCUCCUGUCGCCUUCAUGAAGUUUUACUGGGAAAUGCUUGGCUCGCUGUCGAGCAUUCACCACCAAGCCAGCCUGUUGGGGGUCGAGAUAUUUGAGAACAAGACUCUAUUGCAGAGUAUCCGUGACACUCAGUUUGACAUGGUUCUUAUAGACCCGGGUUUGCCGGUUGGAGUCCUGGUGGCUCAUGAACUUAAGCUGCCGACUGUUUUUAACGUGAGGUGGAUCACCAGCGGAGAAGGGCAUUUUAUAGUGGCUCCAUGUCCAUGGUCUUAUGUCCCGACUGCAGGAUACGCCGUGUCGGAUAAGAUGAACUUUGUUGAACGAGUCAAGAACACAUUUUAUUAUGUUCUCAACAUGUGCAUCGACAAGUUUAUAGUAUGUCCUCACUACGAUAAGCUGGUAGACAGGUACUUUGGUCCAGAUGUCAACUUCUAUCACCUUCUACAAGGAGCGGACAUCUGGCUCAUGAGGGUGGACUUUGUCUUUGAGUUCCCCAGACCCACCAUGCCAAACAUCGCCUACAUUGGGGGCUUCCAGUGUAAGCCGUCUGAGCCUUUAUCGACAGAGCUGGAGGAGUUUGUUCAGAGUUCAGGGGAGCAUGGGUUCAUCCUGAUGUCUCUUGGCACACUGGUUGAAGGCCUGCCUUUAGAAAUUACCUCAGAAAUCGCUGCUGCAUUUGCCCAAAUUCCUCAAAAGGUCAUAUGGAGGCACGCCAGUGAGCCCCCAAACAAUUUAGGCAGCAACACCCGACUGGUGAAAUGGAUGCCCCAGAACGACCUCCUGGGUCACCCGAAGGCUAAAGCCUUCGUCGCCCAUGGUGGCACUAACGGGAUAUACGAGUCCAUCUACCAUGGAGUGCCGAUCAUAGGAAUGCCGCUUCUGUUUGACCAGUUUGAGAACGUUUUGAGAUUGGAGGCGCGAGGAGCCGCUAAGGUGGUCGAUGUGACCAAUCUGACUCGUCAGAACUUUCUGGAAGCGAUACAAGAAGUUCUUCAUAACCCCUCCUACAGGAACAACAUGAAGCGUCUCUCCGCUCUCCAUCGGGACAAACCGAUGCAUCCUCUGGAAACAGCCAUUUAUUGGAUUGAGUUUGUGAUAAGGCACAAAGGGGCGUCACAUUUACGCACCGAGUCUUUUAAGAUGCCCUGGUAUGCCUAUCAUAGUGUGGAUGUUAUAUCUUUUUUGGCAGCAGUCUUGUUGACGCUGACAGCCAUCGUAGUUGGAUCGAUACGAUUCAUUUGCACUCGAGUGUGCAGGAGAAGAAAAACCAAGCAGGAGUAGUUGCGGACUCCUCACAUCAGAUUAGUGCUUAUUAAAAUGAAGGAGGAUUGGGCUGGUGGUAUCAACAUUUUCAACAAAUGUACAUAGUGGAAUAAUAAGCAUGAUUGUUAUGAUUACACAGCAGCAAAUGGAGAAGAAAUGAACGAGGCCCUGCCUCCAUGGCCCCAGACUUCCCUAUAAUACAUCCAUGGGAUAUCCGUGGUGGGGAGUUUCCUCCCAAAACACCCGUCCGACCAAUCAUGAGCAGCUCUACUGAAUGGGAGCACAAAGAUUUGGCUCAAACAUAAACCCAGAUUCUGUAACAGAGUUGCAUAUUGCUCACUUCAAAUGUUUUCAAACAGAAAGAAAAUGCAGUCUGUUGUACAUAUUA
Messenger RNA from Plectropomus leopardus (leopard coralgrouper), 2038 nucleotides. RefSeq names its product UDP-glucuronosyltransferase 2A3. NCBI's taxonomy places the organism in Eukaryota, Metazoa, Chordata, Actinopteri, Perciformes, Serranidae. Gene Ontology annotation, molecular function: UDP-glycosyltransferase activity. The record is from RefSeq and is a predicted model, not a curated record.